This is a messenger RNA of Microplitis mediator, 871 nucleotides long. It is a transcript of the gene MED31, whose product is annotated as mediator of RNA polymerase II transcription subunit 31. The transcript is spliced from 3 exons. Lineage: Eukaryota; Metazoa; Arthropoda; Insecta; Hymenoptera; Braconidae. Gene Ontology annotation, molecular function: transcription coregulator activity. The coding region runs from base 320 to 793 and encodes 157 amino acids. Gene Ontology annotation, biological process: regulation of transcription by RNA polymerase II. The record is from RefSeq and is a predicted model, not a curated record. Gene Ontology annotation, cellular component: mediator complex; core mediator complex.
CAAAAAUAAGUAUAAGUGUUGAUAUCUUUGUUAUUUAUUUACGACGUAUAUUAUAUUAAAUAAUAAAUAAUGUAAAAAUAAAUUUAAUAAUUACUAAGUUAUUUUUACGUAUAAAAUUUUUUUUAAUUUUGGUUUCCGUUGGAAAAUAAACUAACCAGCCUGUAGGAUUAUUACAUAAAUAUAUCAAAAUAGGUUAUUUUGUGGUUAGAUUUGUUAUCUGUAAUAUUUAUAAAUGAUUUAAAUAAUUAAUGCAAAAGUGUGUUGGUUUAAAAAUAAAUAAACCAGCAAGAUUUAAUAGCUAAAAUUGUUUUUAAAUAAUAUGAACCGUUUGGAUGAGGCAUCUAGUUUUAUAAAAGGUCGAAAACCAUCUUUUAUUGGAAUGAACGGUGGACCAGAAACAGAUGAACAGCAACGUGUACGUUUUCAAGUUGAAUUGGAGUUCGUACAAUGUUUGGCUAAUCCGAAUUAUUUGAAUUUUUUAGCACAACGAGGAUACUUCAAAGAUUCAUCAUUUGUUAACUACCUUAAAUAUUUAUUAUACUGGAAGGAGCCCGAGUACGCGAAAUACUUGAAAUAUCCUAUGUGUUUAUACUUCCUCGACCUACUUCAAUACGAACACUUCAGACGAGAAGUCGUAAACUCACAGUGCACUAAAUUCAUUGAUGACCAACAGAUAUUACUGUGGCAACACUACACCCGUCGUCGUACAAGAUUAUUGCAAACAGCUGGCGAACAAACGCAACAGCACAAUGUUACACAAAAUAAUGGAAUAGUACAACCUAAAGUUCCCUAAUUAAUUUUAUUAUUAUUAAUUUAUAAAAAAAAAAAUUUAGAAGAAAAAAAAAACGAUGUAAAAUAAAAUAUUUUUUCU